AAUAUGAAACAUAUAUUCAACGAACAAUUAUUCAAAGAGAUAAUAAAAGUAUAAUUGUUCAUGAAAUUUCACAUGAACUAGAAGUUUUAGAUAUUCAUAAAGUCCUUACACCAGUUAUAACACGAGUUAAUAAAAAUAAUCCCAAUGCAAAUAAACUUGCAGGAUAUUAUGCAUAUCAGCCUUCAAAAAAAGAUAAAACAAUAUGGUAUUUUUAUGUGAAAGAUGAAACCUUUAAAUCAUUAAAGGAUAGUGGACAAGAUUAUAUUUGUUUUAAAACAUGCUUCAGUAAAUAUAAUUUGUUAGGCAAUCAUUCUUCGCUGUG
Messenger RNA from Dentiscutata heterogama, 322 nucleotides. NCBI's taxonomy places the organism in Eukaryota, Fungi, Glomeromycota, Glomeromycetes, Diversisporales, Gigasporaceae. The record is from the annotation of a GenBank genome assembly.